Molecule: messenger RNA, 843 nt
Organism: Scedosporium apiospermum
Lineage: Eukaryota; Fungi; Ascomycota; Sordariomycetes; Microascales; Microascaceae
Exons: 2
Coding region: 1-843 (280 amino acids)
Source: RefSeq, a predicted model, not a curated record
AUGCCACUUCCCCCAGCCCUCGAGGAGGUGAUAUGGACCAAGCGGUUCUGGACUGUGUACUUUGACAUACGCCCAGACAAUGAGGAGCCAUGGGAUCCCGAGGAGAACGUCGUCUGCGACAUUUCCGUGGGCGGUGGGUAUAACCUCUCCCUCAGCUUCCAUCUCAAGUGCCUUUUUGAGCGCCAACUCAACUUCAUCUCCCCAUCAUCACCAGCAAAACCUGUCGAAGUAGCCGUGACCGGCCCUCACAGCUUUCCCUACCUCCUCCGAUGGAGCGAGCUUCUCCUCAUUAGCCGUGCCCGCGACCCCACGUCCUUCUCGCAUCCUGGCCUGGUGGUCCUCCUGCUGGCGCCCUUCACCCCCAUCUGCGUAGGCGACGACGUCGACGCUGUCGCUGCGGUCGUCUCCACGUUCCUCUCCCGCGUGGGCUUCACGCACAAGGAAAUCAGACUGGUCCUCAUGAACAUCGACCAGCGCAGCGCCGACUUUAGAUGGCGUUAUGAUGCCAUCAUCCAAGGCUGGGUCAUCCAGCACAAGGAUUUCCCCUUCGAGGACUGGAUGCUGUUCCUUGCCGCCGCCGAGGAGACCAUCCGCAACCGCCUAGCCCCGCCUGCCGGCGACGAGUACCCCGCCGCGACGGACCUGCCAAAGUAUGACUUGCCACCGCAGCACGCUUUGGAGCUCCAGGUGCCCAUCGGCUCCUCCCCGCGCCGGCUCUUCCAGAACGCGGCGACGUGUCUGCAGAUGUCGCUCAGCCGGAUGCUGCGCGACCUCGACCUCGGCUCUGCAGCUCUGCACAUCGCCACGGGACGACCCGCACGAGACUGCCUGACGGGUCAAUGA